Messenger RNA from Paramuricea clavata, 10316 nucleotides. Lineage: Eukaryota; Metazoa; Cnidaria; Anthozoa; Malacalcyonacea; Plexauridae. The record is from the annotation of a GenBank genome assembly.
AUGACUGCUCUUCCGCCGUCAUCCAUGCCUCUUGCAGAAGAGUAUAAAUUCUGUGAUGAGCGCUACUCGAAAGAAAUUUUAAAAAGACUUAACAAACUUCGCGAAAAUCAGGUUAUGUGUGAUGUUAUAAUCAAGAUUGACAACCAGGAAUUUCCAGCACAUCGAAAUAUACUGUCAGCGAGCUCCGAUUAUUUUUUAGCGAUGUUCAAUGGGAAUAUGAAGGAGAGCACGGAACAGUCCAUCUAUUUGAAUGGUAUCGGGGCCGAAACAAUGCGAGCGAUUCUGCACUUUAUCUACACAGGAGAGAUAUAUUUAAACAAGAAUAACGUAGAAAACAUCUUGCAAGCUGCUAACUUACUGCUAGUUCAAACGGUAAAGGACGCUUGUUGUCGAUUCCUGGAGAGUCGCUUGACGAUAACGAACGCCUUGGCCAUUCAACUAUUUGCAGAGAUCUAUGCUUGUGAAGAAUUACAUUCAAUAGCCUGCGAAUUUAUUCAUCAGAAUUUUACCUAUAUCUCCGAAACAGAAGACUUUCUAAGUCUUUCACCUCGUCAACUAGCCAUGUUGCUGCAAAGUGAUGAAAUCAACGCCGAAUCUGAAGAAAAGAUCUACGAAGCGUUGAUGCGCUGGAUUAAAAGCGACAUCCGAGCUCGCAGGCAACAUUUUCCCGAACUGAUAAAGCACAUUCGAUUGCCAUUAAUUUCGCCGUACUAUUUAGUAGAUUUCGUUGAGAAGGAAAGUCUGUUCAACAUGACCCCAUCGUGUAGAAGUCUGUUGCUGGAAGCUCAGCACUAUCACAUGUUACCUGAAAGGCGGGUGGAAGUUGACAACGCUAAAAUCCGACCUCGACAGUAUGAGAGAUUGCAUGAAUCACUCAUGGUUAUCGGAGGAAAUGGUGACAUCACACCAUUAACAACAGGUUAGCUCAUUAUCACAGGGAAAAAUUCAAACUCCCAUCAAUGGAUUUUUGAAUUUUUACCAUUGUACGUUAAAGUAACUACUAGGGUGGGCUGGAGGCAAAAAUAGGUUUUCAAAAAAAACCCCGGUGGACCAUCCGAGAACGUAGAAAAAUUUCAAAGACAAAGCCCAUCGUAGGUCAUUGCAAAAAUUUCACGACCCAUCCUGCUAUACAUGAAUAUGUACUGUAUAGCAGUUACUUUGAUCAAACCAUGCACUGAGUCACUUUCUCAUAACUUGUGCAUAGUACUAGUUAUAUAUAUAUGUAUUUAUAAUAUAGUCAUCCACCGUAUAUGAGCUGUUCUGCAAUCUGAUUGGUUGAAUUACUCGCCGUAUAUCAGCUCAUAUAUCCAGGUAUGGCUAGUAGCGAAAAACAAGAUGGCGGUCCAAAAACUACAUGAGUUUUGCGAAGCAGAAAAAGGAAAAUAUUCGCUUUGAAAAACAUAAUAGUACAAGGAAAAACUCUCAAAAAAAUUUGACAGGUUAGAAAAAUACAUUUAUUACGUAGAAAUUAGUUUAAAUACAAGUUUUUCAAAGAAUUAAUACCGAAACAACAGCGAAAAAACAUGUUCAUUGAGAAUAUAAAUUGUUCAGAAAAGUUUGCAAUGAACGACAAAUGAAUUUGCAGUCAACAAGCACUUACUAUAGUACCAAACAUCUGUAUAAUAUAUCUGAGCUUUCCUGUGAAAUAUAGAGGUUCUAAAACCAUUUCUUUCACUUCGUUUUCGAGUUGUAAAACAAAAGUAUUUCAAAUUUUCAAGCGGUUUUUGGCCGAACAAAUUGUCAACACAUUGUAACAGUGAAUAAUUAAUUACUGCUUCAGUUAAUGGCUAUAUUAGACUAUAUUAUAAAACAAUUAAAUAUUGAGUGCAAACAGGCUAUAUGUGUUUCAUGGCCCAUCCAUUUAAUUUCACUUAAUAUGUAUAAUUAUACUAAUAACCAAUAAUGAUAAAUUUUACUUUGAUAUUAAUAAUACAUGGUAUUAAAUCUUUAAAAACCAUUCGAAAUCAUUAAUGGAAAUUUAUUUUUUUCCUGUGACAUGCAUAAAGCCCCAGUUACCAGGACAAUCUCCGUACAAGUUUUCCUUGACAUGUUUACAUUCCUCGUGCUGACAAGUUUCCCUUGUCCUUGAUGAUAAGUUUUGUUACUCGUGUGCACGGAAUGUUAUUUAUUAAAAAAGCAUAUAUUUGUCGCACGGCAAGGCCGCUUUUUGUUUGCCAAAACCACAGAAGUGUCCUUGUCUAAAAACUGAUAUGACUAGCUUUGGAUUAAGACACCUUGGCAAGGAAAAAUUGUCGAUAUUUUGUGCCGUUCACACGAAGAAAUUAACAACUUGUGAAGGAAGUUUGUUAAGGAAAACGUGUCAAGGAAAAAAAAUCCGGCUGUAAAAAGUUGAUGAGUUCCAACUCUCGCUCAUAUUUGACCGCCGUGGGGAGAUCUUCCAAAAAAGUUUAAAAAACGGUUAACAAAAGUAAAAAAAAAGUUUAGAAAAGUUAGAUUUUCAAAAGGAGUUAAAAGAAGUUAGAUUAGGGUUAGGGAUUAGGGUAGGGGUUGGGGUUAGUGUUAGUGGUUAGGUGCCGCGAAUUUAUCAUAUUGAUAAAUUCGGACGUGUUUAACAAUUUACUCAUAGUAAAUUUAAAGGUGGACUCAUGCUGAAAAUCAUACAUAGUAUUUUUUAAUAAAGGUGUUGUUGCAUUGCAAGUUGCAGUCAAACCGAUCUCGUGUAAUGUACGUAGCUUGUAUAGACCCUUUGCACAAGACGUCACAGCGCCGGUGACGAUGCAUCUGGAGGACAAAUUAGCAAUCUAUGCAUAAUAUAACUUUGUAAACAAAGCACAUUUUGUAAAACUUUAUAAUAAUUUUGUAUUAAAAUGGUUAUUUUUUGCGCUAGUUUUGUUGUACCCGAACAGAUAUUGUUAGGGAGCAUCUGGAGGACACUCUAGAUCUAAGGAUUUGUGACGUCAGUGCAAUGGGUCUAUUCUAUGAUUUUAUGAAAGUAGUUAGGCGAAAUUACUAUAGUAAUAACAUGUUUUUCCUACCAGACAGGUUUCAUGUUCCCCGUACACCAAAAUCAAAUUUGGUUCCAUACUGUAGCGAUUCAAAACUUCCAUUACAGCCGAAAAUGAUAAAUUUUCCUUUCCUUUAGUAUUUUCUUACAACACGAUGAAGGACCAGUGGACGGAAUUGCCGAAGCUGUCAAAAGAGCGAGGUUACCAUGGCAUCUGUGGUAUUGGCAGCAAUGUCUAUAUAGCAGGAGGUUAUUCAUGUGUCAACUCAGAGACCUUGAAUUCAGGUAACACUUUGUCACAGAGAAGAGACAUACAGUAUUGUAACUAGUGUACCCACUUUUUUGUACGCAUGCUCGGCAAAAUGCAUGCAUCUGAUUGGAUGACGACCUGAUGACGACUCACUUUAAACUUGCUGAGCACGCGUCGUUGAUUAUUUAUUGCCCGGUCGCCUGAAAAAAAGUGGGUACAUGAAAACGUAAGCUUGGUAGGAGGCUGUAGGCUGCUUCGGUAGGAGGCUGUAGGUUGCUUCGUAAGCAUGACGGUAGGAGGCUGUAGGUUGCUUCCGAACGAAAUGGCGGCUGUGGGAGCGAACGAUUUUGCUUUGAGUAUGAAAUGGCGGAUUUUAACACUUGCCUUCUUUAGUUAAAACGGUCAUUCAUGCAUGCAUUGCACAUGUUUUUGUUGUUGAGGCUAGUUUUUCGCCUACUUGUAAACGCGUUUUCUUUGCCAUUAUUACACAGAACUUCACGAAAUUCCAUCUACAUGUAGUUUAAAGUUUCCUAGUUGCUUCCCUGCAGAUAAAAGUUAUCAAUGGAUGUGAAAAGAUGUUAAAAUCCAUCAUUGUAUCGUCAAAACAAAACCUUUCGCUCUUACAGCCGCCAUGGCGCCAUUUCGUUCGAAAGCAACCAACAGCCUCCUACCGUCAUGCUUAGCGGGCAUCGCUAAAAGGGGAAAGGUCUAGUAAGUUUUAUUCCUUAUCCAUCUCAAUUUUCUGGUGUUUUUGUCACUACCAACGCUGGCACGGACCGUUCGAGUUAUUGUCACUACUACCGUUUGAGCUUACUGUUUACAUUAUCAAUUUAUUUCUAUUCAGUUUUUGAAGGUCACACGAGUAAUGCCAAAUAAUUGUUUUUCUAUUCAGAAUGGUAUUCGGAGUAAUGAAUCCUGUUAGUGAUUGCAUGUAUUUUCGUACGAUGAAACUAUAUCACUUAAAAUGAAUUAGGAAAUCAUGUUUCAUAGAUCGAAGAAUCGAGAAUUUUCUGGUCACAGUUCAGCCUUUUGAUUGAUGGUUUUUAAGGCGCAUUUCAGCCCUAAUUGAAAAAACUAAUUAGAAAAUCAAUUAUGCAUAAUUCAGGAUCAGUAAACUCAAUGUUUUUAACAAUAAAAAUGUUUUAAAUGUUAAAAAUAUUAAGUUUGCUGAUCUUGAAUUAUGCUUCAUUGAUUCUUAAAAGCCAUCAUUCAAAAGGCUGAACUGUGCCAUUAAGCCUCUAGCUUCCCUUGAAGAGCCCUUUGUGUUAGAAUUUGACUACAUUAACCAAAGGGACCAAAGGCAAUUUAUAUAAGAGACCCAAAUGUAAGGCAAAUUAAGUGAUCCUUGGUUAAUUUCAGUUGCGAUUUAGUCAAAUUGAUCAUGAAGGCCAAUAUGUUAAGGCCAGUUCAAACAGUCCAACUUAUUUAUUGUUGAUCUAACCUAACUCUAACCAGCAUCGCUUAGGUGUGUUUUAAAAACAUUGUAUUAGUGGGUUUGGCAAAUACAACAGUAACGCCAAUGAAUACAUAAUCAUCAACAAUUUAGCAUUUUACUCUUUCGAUACUUACCAACUUCAACAGAUAGAAAUGUGUGACACCUGACAGCUUCAUCAAGCAUUACUGUCAUAUUAAUUUGAUCGCAAACGUGCUUCUCUAACCGUAUUCCAAAUAGCCUGCGAACAGGCUCUCAAGCUGAAUUGAGAGCCUGCAUCGAUGACUAAUGAAUUUGAAUAUCUACGUCUCAAAUCGUGACGCGAAAUUCUCAUUGGUCAGAUGCUAUAAUUUAUAUGUUUCCGCUGAGCUCUAUAUAUGUCAACUGCUGAAGCACUAUGCAUAAAAAACACAUUAACUGAUCAAAUUGGUCUUGGCCAUCUUAUCUCAAAGCACGAAAUGUUCUUAUUUGAGAAAACAGUAUUUAAAACAUUUGAACUUUUGCUUGAAUAUCUUAUAUUUCGAAAAACAGUAUAAACUGUACGGUCUAAAUUUAGUUUGCACGGUCUAAAUUUAGUUUGCACGAAAGUUGUAAACAACACCAUAUAGGGAUAGACAUUCCAUAUUUGGAAAAACGAACGUUACGGGGCAGAUAUUCAAAUUCAUUAGUCAUCGAUGCAGGCUCUCAAUUCAGCUUGAGAGCCUGUUCGCAGGCUAUAUUCCAAAUAAUAGAAGGGUAAAAACCGCUCCUGGUUAUGUCUAAUAAGUGUAUAAAAUUCAGAAUCGACUACAGAAUCGACUGAUUCUUUCUUUGACAACUAACAUUGUAAAUAACUGUAAUUUUGAUGCAGAACCCCACUGAAAAACAUGUGGGUAUAAAUAUAAUUAUUAUUAAAAUUCACACUCAGUAUUUCCAUCUAUAAAACCCUUAGCUUCUGCAAUCGUAGAACUUAUCUAUCGAGCGUAAUGUUAGAUUUGGCCAAGGCCUCCCAACCAUGCAUGCAUCGCAGACUUUCGAAGAUGCCUCGAUUUCCAACAUGUUCAGUAUUGAAUUAAAUUAAAUUCAAAAACUCCUUAAUAAUUCAGGAGGAAAACACAAAGAAAAAUCAUAAGCGUGUCGUGAUUUUAUACAGAGUGUAUCAAAAAAAAGGAGACCUUUUGAAAUCAACCAUAUUGUUAAAAUUUGAAUGCCUUUUCAAUUGCACAUAUGCUGAACCGUAGUGCGUGAAAUAGUGAUGGGGUGCAUAUAUUAGAAAAAGGAGACCUUUAGAAAUUGAAAUAACGUUAAAACAAAAGAUUGUCUGCUCCUGGGAAAACUCUGCCAUGCAUACUGUACGAGUGUACGUAGAUCGCAUGCUACGCACUCGUGGGCUUUGGAAAGUGCUCAUGCAGGAUUCAAAUUAUAACAAUGGUUGAUUUCUAAAGGUCUCCUUUUUUUAAUAUAUGCACGCCAUCAAUAUUUCACGCACCACGGUUUAGCAUACGUGCAAUUGAAAAGGCAUUCAAAUUUUAACAAUAUACUUGAUUUCUAUUAAAGGUCUCCUUUUUUUGAUACACCCUGUAUGUGAUAAAAAAUCAUGUUAAUUUACAUAAACUUUAGCUUUGAUUUUCUCGGUUUAGACAAAGUUUAUUUUAGAAAUUAGCCUACUUCGCCAAUGAACUCGUAUAAGAUGAGUCGUUUUUGAAGCCAUUUAAAGCACUUGUAGUCGUGUUUUAUCACAUAUAAAACACUCCGCUACGCGUCGUGUUUUAUAUGUGAUAAAACACGACUACAAGUGCUUUACAUGGUACUUAAAUUAGGCUUAAUUCUCAGCUGUUUCUACACUAUUUUUCUAACUCUGGGAGGUGUGAGUUCUUUUGACGACUAAAGGGCGUGGUCAUCAAUCAAUCUGCCAUGAGUAUCAAUCAAUCUGCCAUGAGCACUAUGCAAAAUUUGCCCGAGUAUCAUACUUUUUUAAAAUUACAAAUAUCGCGCGGACUACUUGCUGCCUUGCUGGGCUAGCUUUAAGUACUGUUUAAUAAACGAGCAGGAGUGUUUAUUAGGUUUAAAGCCACGAGCGCGCAGCGCGAGUGGCUUUAGACCUAAUAAAACACGACCUGCGAGUUUAUUAAACGGCUUCAAACACGACUACAAAUUCAAUAGAUAUACUGCCUUAUUAGUAUUCUUUAUAUAAAGAAUACUAAUUAAGAGUGUUUUAUCAGGUUUAAAGCCACUGCACGUGACAUAUUAUGGUUGACAUGAUUUGCCAAUAAGCUUAUGAAUUAUUAAUGAGUGUUUGAAUGGUAAUUUGACUUUAACACUCCAGAACCUGAGUAUAGUUUCAGCUUCCCUGAGAGCAAAUACCAACAAAUAGUGAUUUUAAUUCUACCGCUUUUUUCUUAGUGAAGUGCUACGAUGCCCGAGACAAGACAUGGCAUUAUGUGGCUUCAAUGAACGCCGCACGCAGUAAGCUAAGUAUGGCUGAGGUGAAUGGUAUUAUUUAUGGAAUGGGAGGUUUUGAUGGCAGCACGACAUUGAAUACUGUAGAAAGUUACACCAUUGGAACGAACAAGUAAGUCAGGCAUAUUAAAUUAACACAGCCCUAUAAUCUUUAUGAAAUAAUUAAACAUCUUUAUAAUAUAAUAACCUUCAGAAUUAAAGUGAUUUCAUUGGUAGAGAGCCAUGAUUUAUUUGAGGACGGAUGCACGGAAUUACGUUAUACAAACUUGUGUUCUGUGCAACCAAUCACAAUUCAGUACGUGAUUUAAGCUAGCCAAUAGCAUUCCUUAUUUGUGUAGAUCAUGUACACGUGGUAAAUUGUCAAAUUUCGAUUUUUUCAACUUUUCCAAAUAUUUGGUGGGGGUGGGGGGUGGGAUAAAAACCAUUUAAAACAGAAUAUAAAACAAAUAGAUAACAUUUUGUCGUUGUCUCUUCAGUUAUGAUUCACAGUAUUGACAUCAUAAUGUGGACCAUGUUAUGACGUCAUACUGUGUAUCUAUAACUGAACAGACAACGGCAGAGUGUUAUCUAUUUGUUAAAUGUAAUCUGUUUGUGAUUAUAUUUUUUAAGGUGGAGGACAAUAGCCCCAAUGCCAAGCAGAAGACGUUGCACAUGCGCAGUGUCACAUGGUCAGUAUGUCUACGUGUUGGGAGGGCAUGACGGAUCAAAUAUCCUGAAUACUGUGGAGAGAUACGAUACGACAAAGUAAGUUGGUUUUCUGUUCUGUAAUGUGAGUGGUUUUAGACAGUUUAACUGUGAGUUUAUUUAAGGAAUGCGGCAAUAAAAUAUAAGUUUGUUACAAUAACAUCGUGGUCAAACGUCCGCGUAUUGACUGCUUGCACUCGAAGACUGGAAACAUCUAGUACUAGUAUUGUCUUCAUAAAGCUCCGCUAGCAAAAAAAUUAGGAGGAUGAAUAACUUCAUCUUGCCACAAGAAACAAGCGGUAAAAUGUCCUACACAUUAAACCUUCCUUACAGAUCUCACAUUUGGUAAACCUCCCUCACGGGAGGUACCCGCAUACCCACAUCCAUAUCGUUUUUGCAACUCCGAUUAUUCACUGGAAAGGGAAAGGGAAAGGGAAAGGGAAAGGGAUAGUGAAAUUCAUAUUGAAGGUAAAGUAACACGAGCAACAAAAUUGUAGCAACUUGCAAUAAAAUCUGAUUUCAACGCAUAAUUGGAAAUUUGUAUUAAUAUGUUGUCUCGGGCGUUGUAACUAGUGUGUAAACAUUUCAAUUAGCCUUUUCCCAAAAGAAAUCACAGUGCAUUCUGGGAUUGUUUGGAGGGAGCAAACAUAUGGUGACAGGCGUCAAAUAUGUGAAAGAGUAAAGUAUCUACUAUCAAAAUCAACUUUCAGUUCAGACAACCAAAAAUGAAAUAUCUCUUUUUCACAUUAAACAUUUAAUUUAAAUGUGUGCUGCCAUAUUUCUUGUCCCUCCAACAUGAGAUUUGCGCGACUAGACACAGGACUUUGGGAAAUGGCUAAUUAACAUACGCUGAAAUAAGAUUUUAUUGCAAGUUGCUGCAAUUUUGUUGCUCGUAUUGGAAUUUGCGAUUACAUCACUAAAUCCAUAGUAAGGAUUUUGAAAGAUAUUUCCAGUGAUUUGGCAGACAUUAUUCUGUACAUACGUUUUACGUUUGACCGCAGCGUUCUUUACAAUUACAUAAUACAAUACACCUUUCCGAUAAUUACGUCACAACUACAUUGUUUUCAACUUAGGACCACCUUAAAGGGAAAUGGCAAUAUAUUAUUUUAUUUUCUCGUUUGAAAGAACAUUUAAAACCAUUUUUUAAAACUCUUUUACCGUUUUUUCAUAUCUUGCUUACUUCUACAAAUAUUUUGAUCGAAAGAAAAGAAAUGUCCGCCAUCUUGGAUUUUUGUGGAUAUGCAUGUUACGUCACAACAGGGGUCACGCAAUAUUUUUAUCUAGACAACCACUAAUCAUUUUGCACUCAAAAUUAUACUCUGUAUGCUGUUGGAAAUAUCAAGAUCACUUGAAACGUUUAAAACAUCUACCAAUCAAUAUUUGGUCAGUAACGAAUACUUUUAUAUGGUUAAUCCCUGUUGUGACGUCACCAAAACUACCGUUAUGAGAUCAAAAUUUUAUCCAAGAUGGCUGACAGUGACAUCUCAUUUCUUCAAGUGAAAAUAUUUCAAGAACUAAGCAAGAUAUGUAGAAUCGGUAAAAGAAGUUACUAAAUAGUUUCAAAAGUUCUUUCAAAUGAGAAAAUAAAAAAAUAUAUUGCCAUUUCCCUUUAAAUCACGCUUAAAUGGAAUCGAGUUCAAGUUUUUUUCUCACUGGCUAUGCGCAAAGAAGCAGAACAUCAUUCUUUAACACAUGCAUGAUAAAAAACUUUAUUAUUUUGACCAAUAAAUGCGGGAAUAAGCUUUAACACGAAAACGAGGCUGAUGGACCCAAAGGGGCCAUGAUCCCUCAGCCUCGUUUUCGUGUUAAAACUUAGUCUCACAUUUAUUGGUCAAAAUAUAUUAAUUUUUUUUUAUGCAUGUGUUGAAGAAGGACGCUCUGCUUCUUUGCGCAUAGCCAGUGAAAGUUUUUUCACUGGCUAUGCGCAAAGAAGCAGAGCGUCCUUCUUCAACACAUGCAUGAAAAAGAUUCUUAUAUUCCUAUAUUAUAGACCCUUGAAAUCCAUUCAAUUUAAGGUGGUUCUAAGUUGAAAACAAUGUAGCCGUGACAUAAUUACCGGAAAGGUGUAUUGCAUUAUACCGUACAAAGAACUCAUUAGCGUUUGCUUUAAAUUUUGAAGGGAUGAGUGGAGUGCGACGGAUGUGCCUCAAAUGCACGACAGAAGAUCCUUUCCUUGUGCGGUCGUCGUUGACGACCGGAUGUUUUGUAUCGGUGGUUAUGAUGGCAACGACACAUUACGUACAGGAGAGGUCUACGACUUCGAAUCCAAUCAAUGGACGCCAAUCCCUCCGAUGACCGUGGCGAGAUCAAACGCGGGCGCUGCUGUCCACAACAAGAAGAUCUACAUCGUGGGAGGAUGGGACGGAGUAAGCUUAGCUUCCGCCGAGGUAUACGAUGUCGUCAUCGGAGAAUGGAAACGAAUUGAGAAUCUCCCUCGACCCACGACCGGAGUCCGAUGUUGCUUCAUCAGCCUUCAGAAUCAAAACAACGACCUCAAACCAUUACGACAAAAGAACUCCAAAGGCCAUUUGUGCAGUAUUAUGUAA